AUGCCUUCACAAGAAGACAGUCAACCGCCCCAAGACCCUCCACUGCACUGCCAUGUCAUCGUCUCGACGAUGAAUCCAGCGGCGGGAGGAGGGCGCCGCAUGGCCAAAGGCAAAAGCCGUGCCCAGUGUCCCUUUUCGGUGGUGACAGUGUCGACCAAGCGGAAGCGAAAGCGCGGCGCUCGACACGCCGAGCAAGAGCUAUUGCAAAGAUCGCCCUUCGAGCCCAGAGGCAGAUUUUUAACGCAUGACACAAUGGACGUGGCGUAUAUCGUCGAGCCGCAUAAGUGGUGGUCUGGCAUGACACGGUGCAAUACACGUACAGUGAACCGCGUGAAGUACUACAGGGAGGAUUUUGUUUAUGUGGCGACCGAUCGGGCCAUCGCGCAACAAAUGGCUGGCAAUGGGGAAUCCGAACACCAUGGGUUCCAGCCCACCGACUACUGGGUGGCCAAAAUACUUGAUAUCAGGGCGCGGGAUCAACACCACGUCUAUGCUCGUGUUUGUUGGAUGUACUCCCCGGAUGACUUGCCUUCCAAAGCACUCGACAACAACAAGCUGGUACCAGGACGGCAACCUUACCAUGGACAAAAUGAGUUAAUAGCGUCCAAUCACAGUGAUCAGUGGAUAUCAUUGAUGUCCUCAGUGUUGUUAUGCGCGCUCAAGUCAGGCAGUUGGUGGAGUCGGACGAUGAAGCGGUGCACUAUUCGCUGUACUGGCGGCAAGCAUUUGACUGUCGAACGUCUGAGCUUUCGGUAUGACCUACGGAAUCCCAUCUACUUAUGGCAAAAGAUGCCUGCCAAUCCGGACAAAACAUUGAUUGGCUGCUCAAAUCCAAGUUGCGAUCAAUGGCUUCAUUACGAGUGUCUUCUGCAUGCCUGUCUCAUGAGUGUCUACGAGCAGCUGGGCACAGACAAGCCGCAUAAGACAGAGUUGGCAUCGAAGGGGAAAACUGUGGUAAACCCACAGCCAGACGUACAAGCAAAAAUAGCAGCAAAGGAGGACGACACGACAAAGCCAGCUGCUUGUGAGAAAGAGAGUGAGGUGCCUUACUCAAAGUUAGAGUGCACAUACGGCCUCACAUCACAGCCAGCCGGUACACCGGAAAAAGCAACAGAAGUCAUGGAAGUGGCGCACGACAAGCUUAAUCAGUCGGAACACAUAACAGAACCGGGCACAAAGGAGAGAGCAAAUGGCGCGCCAUAUGUCGGGCUAUUCGAUGCAAAGCUUCGGUUAGAUCGACACCAAGCAGUGUGGGAGGUGGCUGAUCUGCGGCAAAACAUCCCUUGCGGCGAUCGAGAAUGGGAAUUGGACGUCAAAUGUUUGGUCUGCGGUUCUACAAUCACGUAG
This is a messenger RNA of Purpureocillium lilacinum, 1347 nucleotides long. Lineage: Eukaryota; Fungi; Ascomycota; Sordariomycetes; Hypocreales; Ophiocordycipitaceae. The record is from RefSeq and is a predicted model, not a curated record.